AAAAAGUGGGAAGCCAUGAAGGAGUGAGUGUAUGUGUCGUCUGUCUGUGUGUCUCUCUCUCUCUGCUGGACGGAUGAAUGUCCACCUCAUGUAAGUAAUCUGUUCGUGUCAGUCAGGUGUGGGAGCUACUGACGCCUGUCUGCCUCUUUGCCAGAAGGGCGGAUGCAGGCCUGCAGGGCGGCCUCCUACUGACACCUGUUCUCUCCCACCCCGCUCUCUCACACACACACACACACUUUUGCCCCCUCAAGCAUGUCUGCCUAUAUUAUAAAUGAGUAAAUAUCUGCUGGCUGGCUGGCUGGCCCGUUGACCCAUCCGCCUGGCCCACACAUGAAUGAAUGCAGCAAGGAAGGAACAUGGAGCACGCAAAUGAAGCACUGUAUGAGACAGACGACGAGACGAAUAAAAAAGGGGAAGGAAAAGGGAGAGAGAUCGUUCGUUGACUGCUGGUGUGGUCUGGUGCUGCCAGGCCUGGACUCGCCCGUCAUGGCAACAGAUGCACGUGGUCGCGCGGCCUACAGCAAAUGGGUGGAAUGAACGAGGAGUGACUGACAACAAGCCCACGCACCUCCCUCUCCCUCUCACUGCAGAAAGCUCAUCAGCCGACGCCAGGCGCCAUUGCCUGGGUAGCGCCCGUUGUCCGGGUGGCGUCGUGGCACGGUGACUGCACACACACACACAUUCACCAUUCCAUCAACACACAACGAUGCGAUCGCUUCGUCUGUGACUGGCAUACAGGAGAGAUAGAGGGGUUCGCCCUUCACUUCCUUCUCUCCCUCCCCGUUGAUGGGCGUGGCCUUGAGAGUGUACAUGCCGUCCUUCUGGUGGGUCCCAAGCAGCGGGAUGGCGAAGGGCUCGAAGUAGUCGGGGACGUCUUUUCUGCAUUCGCCGAAGAUCUUGUUGCCGAACGCCGAGAAGGGCUCCUUGACCUCGAUGUCGGCAGGGUGGCGCAGCGAGUCAUAAACUAUCUGCUCGCCUGUCGCACAUACACACACACGUGCACAGAGAGAGGGAGGGAGAGAGACAGGGAGAGGGAAAUUCCCUCUCUAGAAAAGUGGAGACAGGCGUACCUUUCAUGUCAAACAGAAGGAAUUCGACCUUAAAGACGCAUAUCUCCGGUAUGACGAUGAAGGAGAACGACGUGCCGACCUCGGCAGGCACCGUGGUGGCGGAGUUGUUGCUGAGCAGCUCGGGCGGCUCCUUCCCGAGGUCUUCGAAAGCCGGCUUGAGGAGGCAGUUGUGUUUAUUGGGCUCGUCGACCAGCACCACCAGCUGGAAGGCACUUAGGACCGGCUUGACGCCUACCACGACGGAAGGCAGGGCACAGCACAGCAUAGCACAGGGGAUCAUGCAGAAUCGUUAUCCACGUGUGCGGGUGUGUGUGUGCGUGUGGUUGUGCAUCCUGUGUACCGUCACAGUCAGGCACGUCUGUCGGCUUGGGUGUGGCUGUCGGCUUGGGGGUCUCUGUCGGCUUGGGGGUCUCUGUCGGCUUGGGGGUCUCUGUCGGCUUGGGGGUGGCUGUCGGUUUGGUGUCUGUAGGUGGUUUGGUGGGGUCCUUUGGGACGAGCUUGUCGAGGUCGGUGAUGUCGUCGAGGAUGUCUUCUGUGAUGUUUUUGGCCACGUCAAUCACAUCUGCAUGCACAAAGGGCGGCCAGAAAGACAUCCAUGGGUGUGGGCCGGUCGGGGGUUGGUGGGGCUGACCUGUGGGGCCUUUGCCGUCGAGAUAGUCGUAGACCUUAUCGACGAUGUCCACCUGACACAGUGAUGGUGUACAUGUUCACACAAACAAGACAGACAGACAGACAGACAGCAGAUGGGCAUGCAGCAAGUUGUUUGGUGGGGCGGCUGGGUUGGCUGGUGGUUGCGUGCGUACGGUAGUGAUGUCCUUGUCGAGGUCGAUCAGGUCCUUGAUCAGAUCAUACACCUGCAGCACACAGACACACGCCAUCCGUGGCGACAUUCCUUUCUGUCUGUCUGUCUGUCUGCCUGAGUGCCCACCGUACCUCGUCUACGUCCAAGUGCACGAGGUCUUUGAGGUCUUCAAGGAUGCGGUCGAUCUUUGCGAGCACGUCGAGAUCAUCCACCGCGCCCUUGAUGUCCUCCACCAGGUCCGUCAUGUCAGCCACGAUCUACACACAGAGAGGGAGAGGAGAAGGGAGAGGGAGGGAGAAACCGAAUGCACUCCUCGCCCACACUCCGAGGUCUCUCGCACCUUGUCAAGGACAGCAAUACCCCCACCGCCAUUCCCGUCGUCUUUGUCGUCAGGCAGGUCGAUGGUGUCCGUCACAUUCUUGCCCCCGUCCUUGUAAUCCAGAGGAUCCUCGUCGAUUGGCAGCUUGGGCAACACAAUGAUGUUCCCCGGCAGCUCGAGAUUGUCCACAGUCACGGGCUUCUUCUGAUCGGCAGGUCGGGUGCCCUCCCGACACGUUCCCAUGGGGAACUCGGGCAGCAGCGGCUUGCAGUAGUAGCCACUGUCGCACUGCUCGUCAUCGAGGCAGAGGCUCGCUAUGUACCCGAAGACGUCUGACGUAGUCUUAGCAUGGUCGACCACGACGUCCAUAAGGUCCCUGGGCAGCUUGUGAAGGAACGAGGCCAUGUGGCCCAAGGCCUCGUGCGCCCAUCCAUCCUCUGGCUGCAGCCGGUGUCCCUCCGACUCGCACAGGCCGAACUGCUCGCCCUGCGCCUCCAGGUAGAACUUGCACGAUGCCUGAGGGUCAGCGCAGUUGCUGCACCACCACACACACACGCGUACACAUCAUCCCGGCAUUCUCAGCUCAUCUCAGGGCCGGCCUCAGCUUACUUGUCGACAAAGCAGAGUUCUGUCGGCCCGGCCCCUGCAAGCGCCAGGGCGCUGGCAAACACGGUCAACACACGCAGCAUCGAAACACUGAUGGGGGACAAGAAAAAAGGGGGAAGGGUUUUGAAA
This is a messenger RNA of Vitrella brassicaformis, 2926 nucleotides long. Lineage: Eukaryota; Vitrellaceae. The record is from the annotation of a GenBank genome assembly.